This is a messenger RNA of Hyaloscypha bicolor E, 679 nucleotides long. RefSeq lists its product as uncharacterized. The transcript has a single exon. The annotation marks the transcript as partial. The record is from RefSeq and is a predicted model, not a curated record. NCBI's taxonomy places the organism in Eukaryota, Fungi, Ascomycota, Leotiomycetes, Helotiales, Hyaloscyphaceae.
AUUUUGCCAACUUCGGCUUGAUAGAUCAGACGAAUGUCUUCGAAUUGGUUUAAAGGCAUAUCCCGGAUUUUGGAGGCGAUCCAGCCAACGUCACAGCUUUCGGCGCUGGAAGCGGAGGUCUCCACAUUGCACAUUCUGUCCGGGAAAACACUCUUUGAUCGCGCUAUCCUAAUGAGUGGCUCUUGUCCCAUUAUAGGACCUUUACCCUUGCAGCUUCUCGAGAAAGGAUGGAAGACGCUCUUUGCGGCCGCUGAGAUAUCGGCCGAAACCCCUGAAAAGAGAUUGGAGGAACUUCGUUCGUUAUUCCAAGAUGAUAUAUAAUGCAGAAGUACGGACCCGGGACUACAUUCUCCCCUCUUGAUGAUGGCAAAUUUCUGCUAACUUCAUGGCGCCUCGGUGAUCCGCAUCCGGAUAGCCGCUGUGCGGGAAUCAUCAUCGGUAAUGUUGGAAUAGAAGGGAUAGUCUUCGACGCUCUCACGUUGUUACUCCCUCAAACAAUCUUCAACAAGGGUGUCCUUUCCGCCUUCAAAAGGGCUUCGGAUGCAGAGCUGUUCUGCAAAAAAAAAAAAAUUGGCUUCGCUCCCGCAGAAGAGCAAACCCCAGAAGCAUACCUAGAUGCAAGGCGCUUCUUCAUUUCCGUGGUCCUAUUCCACUUCCCAGAACUCCGAGUUGCCGAAAC